AUGCUUUUCGCCCGGAAUGUUUUACCUUUGGCACUGCUACCUGGGAGUGCCUGGUGUACGACCUCUUAUGUUGAAAGUAUGCCAUUGAAUGCCCAGGGGUUGCUCAAUGAAUCGAUGGCGUGGAUGGACAACUUUUACGAUCCUGCUGCAGGGUAUUUGUAUGAUGUUUCUGCAUCGUCGGCUUUGCGGCAUGAGACGCGUAGUUCUGCAUGGUAUGCCGUUGGUCUUCUGGCUAGAAAUGAGGGAGAGGAUGUGCAAGAAGCUUUGAAGAUUUUAACGAACGUUGUCGAUGGUCAAUUCAAAAAUCCGGAAGAUCAAUGGUAUGUGAAUACUCUGUUCAGUGACUCCUCGGGAACCAAUUGAAUUUGAGAGGAUUCUAAUAAGGCACUCGAAUCAGGUAUGGCAACUACCAAAAACAGCCAGAAGAACCAAUGGUCGGCUCGAAAUACUACCCGAAGAACAUCUACAAUUCAUGGGAUCCAAAUUGGCGGGGUUUCGUCGGGACGACGAUUAUCGUGGGGCUCGAAGAAUUCGGACAUUUGAUUCCAGAGAACACUACCGCGUAUCUCCUUGAAUCGUUACACAAUGCGACAGUUGGAGACUCAUACCGUGUUGGUGGUGUAGAUGAUGAUAACUUGUACCCAGCCUAUUCCAAUCCCGUACGUACUGCGAUGUUCACGGAGCACGUCCAACAUAUUCUGACAUUUGUGUAGUCAAUCAUGCGAGCAUUUGUCUCUGGUUGGACAGGCCGUCGACUCAAUGACUCGAACAUGACCAUCGCAGGCGAGAACUAUGCAAAGGAACUAGUGACCAUGUUUGAAAGAGCCAACACCCUUUCUGAAUUUAACAGUGGCACUUAUACCGGUGUGUCACUUUGGGCUUUGACAUUGUGGGCCAAAUAUUUGCCCACCGAUUCAAUUAUGGGCGAGAAAGCACCUACUAUGAUUCGACAUACCUGGGAAUCGGUUGCCCAACUGUGGAAUCCAAACCUGAAGAAUGUUGCCGGACCGUGGGAUCGAAGCUACGGAUAUGAUAUGAAUCGAUAUGUCAGUCUUUUAGCUUUGCAUCUGUGGAACAUUGUUGGAAAGGACAAGUCUUCACUGAUCUCUAAGGUAAGUAGUAUUAUUCCUAUUUCAAGUCCCAAACACUCUUGCGCGAGAUAAGGAGGUUGGCUAUACUCUGAGUGAUUAGUUACUUCAAAUCGUUCCUCUAGCGGUUCUAAAGUGUUCGAUUGAGAGUAUUUUAGACCUCCAGAACAACUGUAAAUCUGACAUGACAACAGCCACAAGUAAUGUCUCAUUCGGCCGACUUUGCAUAUGCGCCAUUGUUCGCCAUCCUCGCUGAGUUUCACAGUACUCUUGUACCUCAAGCCGUUGUCUCAGCCUUGACGAAUUUUACUGGCGAACACACCUUCACUUCCAGCACCUUUUCCCCGCCCUUCGAUGUGUAUCCUCGGAACAUAACAGCCUGGGUUGAUGAGAAGAUAACCAUUGGGGCUGAAACCUUCAAUGAGACCGUUAUCGGAGGUCCGGCAACUAGUAGAGAUUCGUUCAAUCCUGCGCUCAUUCAGUGGGACACGGGGAAUGGAAUUGGAUGGAUUACCGUAUGUCAUUUCCUGCUAAGCACCUUGAGUGGGAGAUUAAUCUUUUGUAGUAUCGAACCUCGGUUCCAUCAAUGAUCGCUGUUGCUUCUCCCGGUCAACUAAAUCUCACGUAUCCUUACGGCACUGCCUCAUCCACCUUCUCCCUUCUCGUCUCACCAUUUGCCAUGAAGAAGGAUAUUGUUGGAUGGGAAGACGUUCAAGGUUUGAAUGUUACUGUCUCGGGAAAUGUUGAUUCUAAUUUCACUCUUGGUUAUGCGGGGGCCUAUGGUGGUGCUUACAGCACUGUUAAGUAAGUCUUCUCUUGACCGUCUCUUUGGUGUAUGAUGAGAGUUUAUGAUGAGAAGUAGUUGCUAACUGUGUUUAGUGAUUUUGAGUUUUGGAACUUUACGUAUUCUAUGCCUCGGAAUUUCACAGGAUUGCCUAAUUUGGUUCUGCAUGUUGAGCCGGCGUAGUUUAGAUACAAUCCUAAUUUAAUGAUUAAUG
Messenger RNA from Hymenoscyphus albidus, 2086 nucleotides. The record is from the annotation of a GenBank genome assembly. Lineage: Eukaryota; Fungi; Ascomycota; Leotiomycetes; Helotiales; Helotiaceae.